Molecule: messenger RNA, 2938 nt
Organism: Chenopodium quinoa (quinoa)
Lineage: Eukaryota; Viridiplantae; Streptophyta; Magnoliopsida; Caryophyllales; Amaranthaceae
Product: exonuclease 1-like
Exons: 15
Coding region: 374-2593 (739 amino acids)
Molecular function (GO): 5'-3' DNA exonuclease activity; 5'-flap endonuclease activity; metal ion binding
Source: RefSeq, a predicted model, not a curated record
UUUAAAAAAAGAAAAAGGGAUAAUAAAAUAAAAUUUAAGUGGGUGAAGUGAGUCCCAAUCUCAAGUCUUAAGUUGAGUAUUGAAAUUUUUGAAGAAAAAUGGGAAAAGUGUUAAGUAUAAAUCUUAAGACUCAAAAUGAUGAUGUCAUCGCAGGGAAGACGACUUGGCUAAUUACUCACUAACCCGAGUGCAAUUUUCUAACACAAAUUCUAACACCAAAACUACUGUACAUUCCCGCCAACAACAGAGUUCAUAGGCGCCUUUCUCAUCUGAAACCUUUCUUCUUCUAAACCUAAAAACCCCUUCAAUUUCUCUCUCCCAAAUUUCUUUCAAUUUCAUCGAAUUAGUUCAAUUAUAUUUGUGCCCUUAAAAAAUGGGGAUACAAGGGCUAUUGCCGCAACUAAAAUCGAUAAUGUCGCCAUUACACAUUAAGGAAUUACAGGGUUGUUGGGUUGCCAUUGAUACCUAUUCUUGGCUACACAAAGGUGCCUUAUCUUGUAGUACCCAGCUUUGCAAGGGUAUUCCUACUUCUAGGCACAUUGAUUAUUGUAUGCACCGAGUCAAUUUGUUGCGUCAUUAUGGUGUCAAACCCAUUCUUGUUUUUGAUGGAGGUGAUUUGCCUAUGAAGGGUGAGCAGGAAAAUAAACGUACACGCUCUAGGAAAGAAAAUCUAGAGCGCGCUAUUGAACACGAGUCAAGUGGAAAUUCAGCUGCUGCCUAUGAAUGUUACCAAAAGGCUGUUGAUAUAUCCCCAGCAAUUGCUCAUGAAUUAAUUCAGGUUUUGAAGCGGGAAAGUGUUUGCUAUAUAGUGGCCCCUUAUGAAGCAGAUGCGCAAAUGACAUUCUUGGCAAUUACUAAGCAGGUUGAUGCUGUGAUAACAGAGGACUCAGACCUCAUUGCAUUUGGUUGCCCAAGAAUCAUUUACAAGAUGGACAAAUAUGGACAAGGUGUUGAAUUUCUGUAUCAAAAGCUACAAUACAACAAGGAUCUAAAUUUUGCGGGAUUUACUAAUGACAUGAUACAAGAGAUGUGUAUUCUUAGUGGCUGUGACUAUUUGCCAUCACUUCCUGGCAUGGGUCUGAAAAAAGCCUAUUCCCUAAUUAGCAAAUUCAAAACGUAUGAAAAGGUAAUUAAACACUUGAGGUAUAGCUCGGUUGCUGUUCCUCCUCUCUAUGAGGAAUCUUUCAAGAAAGCAGUGUGGACUUUUCGGCAUCAAAGAGUUUAUGAUCCAAACAAAGAGGAUAUUGUGAACCUAACAAAUAUCACAGACAGUAUUGAUGGAGAUACUGAUUUUUUAGGCCCAUUGAUGCCUCAACAAGUAGUCAAAGCCAUAGCAAAAGGUGAUCUUGAUCCGAUAACUAAACUACCAUUUCAGGAUGAGAAUGGUCAUGAGAAUUCAGUGUUGCAUACAUCUUCUCAACUCAAAGAUUUUAGACCUGAAAGCAACAAGAAGAAGCUGGAUUUGCCUGUGCAGAAGAAUGUUAUGACUAACUACUUCUGUUUUGCAUCACUAGAAGCAAAGAGGAAGUUCAGGAUCCCUCGAGUCUCACCAAAAGAUUCAGAUUCAGGAAAUGACUCCCCUACUCUGAUGAAACAAGUUUUUGGAUCCAACAAAGCCUGUAAAGCAGAUGAUUCACCAUUUGAAUCCUUGCUUGAUCAGGUGGUUCAGGGAGAUAACGUGUCUUCUCAUAAUUCUAUGAAGAAUGGGUUUUCCCAAAAAGAGGUUGAAGAUAAUGACUCUCCAGUUGAUGGAAGUCUGGGGCAAAAUCCUUUGGAGCAAUCCCAUCGUUCAAUUCAUAAACCUUGCUUAGUAUUGCGUAGGGGGAAUGUUGAUGAGCAUGGUCUCGGAAUAGUCUCAGAAAAGGAAAACCUGCAGGAGCAGGAAUCCCCUGUCAAGAGCUCUUCUUUUCAUCAUAAUUCAGUAUGUGAGCGUGAUCCUGAUUGUAAAACUAACAGGAUGACUUUGAGGCGUUCUUAUUUUGUAGAUAAGCCAGAUGAGGAUCAAUUAUUGGGGUCUGGUAAAAAGGUUGUCAUUAAAAGUUCCUACUUUAAGCCUAAGUCGAAAACCACUGGAAGUUUUGUAAAUGAUAAGUGCUUAGUCAAAGACAAUUCUUCUAUUGACGGUGACAAUAGUGAAGAGUGUUUACCAGAAAUGGCUGCAGUUGGUAAUAACUAUGAUGAAGACUUGUAUAUUAAAAGAAAAGCUUCUUCUAGUCUUGACCCUGAGGAACACGUAGAGAAAAAGCAUGCUCGAACAGAUACAUAUGAGGAAGCAAAAGGUGCUGACCUUUCAGCUGGUGGUGAUAAAACAACAGAUGUGGAGCCCAAAGAAGAAAAAUUUGGGUGCAAAAUUUCCCAUUUGGGACAUUACUCUGAUAUAUCUGGGAAAUCAAUUGAAAAAUUCGUGUCUGUAGUAUCAUCAUUUAAAUUUGGCUCAUCUGGUUCUCGUGCCAGUGGACUCCGUGCUCCAUUGAGAGAUGUUAAAAACACUUAUCCUAGCAGGACACCUGCUGCCACUGAGAUUGGAAACUUCUCAUACAUACCCAAGAGUACGAAAAUCAAGGUUAAGAGAGCAUCAUCUCAGAGGCUCUGAAAAUUGGACAGUUUGUCGAUGAAUCCUUGAUUGGUUAAUGGACAUUACGCUUAUUUUCAGUGCCUCACACUGGAGGCAGCAAUCGCUUUAAACUACUACAACUACGUUGUAACCAUACAAAGAAUCUGCCUCAAUUUUGAACAUUUGGGUUGCAGUACUGUACUAUCGUCUCUUUUUUCUGAUUUUAGAUUCCAGUAGCUUUUGAUUCAUUAUGACAGUACAUCCUUAUUUUAGGCCUCUGGCAGCAUAAUUUUGUAUAUAGUCUGUCUUCAUUGUUGAUACACCUCCAUUCUUUUCAAUGAAAUUAAAUUGUAUUUACACCUUUAUAUGGAUGUCAAGACACUA